AUGGAAGGACUUUGGACUGACAAUUUCGAGAAUGACAGUAACAACUUCAAUUACUCUGGCGAUGUCUCUAAUAACGAGCCAACUCUCGCCGAAACAGCAGCAUCAAACAGUGAUCUGGAGCAGUUGUGGGCACAAGCAUCUAUGUCCUUAAUGGCGGCGGAUUCUGAACGAGUUCCCCAGGCUGGGAAUCACCAGUUCUUAGCCGAACCCUCCGAAGAGACUCCAUUACCUCAACUUUCGCAAGAAACCGAUUUUCGGUCAACGAUUCACGGCAUAGGCGACAUCCCUCCAGGAGAUGGACAGGUCAAUGCCGAAGGGUUAUUCACCAUUGACAAAGAACCAGAAUUGCUCGAUCAUACUGUCCAGAGCGGCAAUGAGAGGAGUCCCAAAGACAAGCACACCCCUAUAUACUCAUGCUUGUAUUUAUCCUGUUGCAACAAGAGUUUCGGUGACAAAGGCGGUCUCGACCGACAUAUGCGCGAGGUUCACAGCUCCCUGACAUUCAUUUGUCCAGUUGUGUCUUGCCCGCGCAAUAAAAGGGGAUUCAACAAGAAGUACAAUCUGCUGGAUCACCAGAAACGACGACACAAAAGGGAGAUCUCAAGGUCUCUGCACGGCUCCGGUGUCUCGGAGGAACAACCCGAGCACCUGGAUGGAGGUCAGACAUUUCGAUAUGGAGACAAUACCUCUGAGUCAAAUCCAGAUGAUGCAGCCCAUGCACUCAUACCUAGUGAGAAUGAAGGCGUAUGCUUGCGGUCGAAAUUAAAAUCCCUCAGAGCGACAAGGGCGGAGAUUGACAAGGACAUCAAGUUAUUAGAGAGAGCAUUGAACAUCAUUAGCGACAUGCAUGAGUGA
This is a messenger RNA of Ilyonectria robusta, 855 nucleotides long. RefSeq lists its product as uncharacterized. The record is from RefSeq and is a predicted model, not a curated record. Bases 1 to 855 code for a protein of 284 amino acids. Lineage: Eukaryota; Fungi; Ascomycota; Sordariomycetes; Hypocreales; Nectriaceae. The transcript is spliced from 5 exons.